AUGAAGCGAGAAAAACUGAUAUGGCUGUUGACGACAGCAGCUGGAGCAUCCCCCAUAUUGGAAUGGGGACAGGGGUCUCUGUUCGAUUCACCAGGGCUCCGGUUCGGUCCGAACCAAAAGUUCAAAAUCACGAUAUUUGAAGACCUGCAUUUUGGAGAAGAGGCAUGGGGUGAUCCUGCCCUGAUGGAGAACGACCAGAAAACACUCACUGUCAUGAACAAUGUGCUUGACAAAGAACAGACCAAUCUUGUCGUACUAAAUGGUGAUCUUCUCAGCGGCGAGGCUCUUACCAACAAUAAUUAUACAGCCUACGUUAAUCGUAUUGUGGAACCGUUCGUGAAGCGGAAGUUGCCGUGGGCAUCAACAUAUGGCAAUCAUGACAGGACGAGGAACACAUCGCCCCCUGAAUUACUCAAGCAAGAAAAGAUAGCAGGCAACAUCGGCGAAGGGAAACAGCUUUCCUGGACGAGCGCCAUGGUCCAGGGUCCUGACGAAGCGGUCGGCACAUCCAACUAUUUCAUUCCCAUCUAUGCAUCUUCUGGUGGAGGCAAUCCCCAAAUCUCUAUGCUACUUUGGUUUUUCGACAGCCGGUCUGGAAACAAAUUUCAGCAAGCCGGUCCAGACGGCAAAGACAUAGGGAUUGAAGACUUUGUUGACAGGAAGGUGGUGGAUUGGUUUCGACUGGAGAAGGAGGCCUUCAGGAGGUUCAAUCGAGUCAUCCCCAGUCUCGCCUUCGUCCACAUCCCCAUUCAAACUGCGCGAAAAUUGCAAGAACAGGGUGCAGGCGCUGGAUCCACGCGCCCAGGACUUGACGAGGAAGCAAUCGGACACCAGGCCAAUGACUGCAAGCCCACUGGCGAGUGUACUUACAACGGCAAAGAUUCGGCUUUCGUGGCAGAAUUGGCGAAGACGGAGGGGCUGAUGGCUGUGUUCUCGGGCCACGAUCACGGCGUGGACUGGUGCAUGAAAUGGAGACCUGAAGAAAGCGUCAACAAAGACGGCAUCGAUCUAUGCUUCGGCCGCCACACAGGUUAUGGAGGCUACGGCAAGCAGUGGGCCCGUGGCGCUCGCCAGAUCGUCAUCGACGAAACGCACCUUGCACAGAAGGCGUACGACGUAGAUACCUGGAUCCGGCUAGAAGACGGAAGCAUCUCAGGGCACGUAAUGCUCAAUUCAUCGUACGGUCAAGACGCGUAUCCUCCAGCUGUCGCGAAUAGCUUAGGAAAUGAACCUCAACUCCCAGCGCCUGCCAACGUCUAG
Molecule: messenger RNA, 1260 nt
Organism: Aaosphaeria arxii CBS 175.79
Lineage: Eukaryota; Fungi; Ascomycota; Dothideomycetes; Pleosporales
Product: Metallo-dependent phosphatase
Exons: 4
Coding region: 1-1260 (419 amino acids)
Cellular component (GO): cytoplasm
Molecular function (GO): hydrolase activity, acting on ester bonds
Source: RefSeq, a predicted model, not a curated record